Messenger RNA from Letharia columbiana, 1464 nucleotides. RefSeq lists its product as uncharacterized. Gene Ontology annotation, biological process: mismatch repair. Lineage: Eukaryota; Fungi; Ascomycota; Lecanoromycetes; Lecanorales; Parmeliaceae. Bases 1 to 1464 code for a protein of 487 amino acids. The transcript has a single exon. Gene Ontology annotation, cellular component: nucleus; MutSalpha complex. The record is from RefSeq and is a predicted model, not a curated record. Gene Ontology annotation, molecular function: mismatched DNA binding; ATP binding; ATP-dependent DNA damage sensor activity.
AUGGAUUUCUCCCCUUUUGAACACCAGUACUGGGAGAUCAAGCAAAAACAUUGGGACACAAUAGUCUUCUUCAAGAAGGGCAAGUUCUACGAGCUCUACGAAAAUGAUGCCACCAUUGGGCAUCAACUCUUCGACUUGAAGCUUACUGAUCGUGUAAACAUGCGCAUGGUCGGCGUACCCGAAGCUUCUUUAGACAUUUGGGCCAAUCAGUUCGUGGUUAAAGGAUAUAAAAUUGCGCGUGUGGACCAGGUCGAAUCUGCUUUGGGCAAAGAGAUGCGAGAGCGAGACAGCGGACAGUGUGGUAAGGCCACGAAGGUAGACGAGAAGAUGAAAAAGAUCAUCAACCGAGAGCUUGCAUGCGUGCUUACAAGCGGCACUCUUGUUGACCCGGGCAUGCUUCAAGACGACAUGUCCACGUACUGCGUGGCCAUAAAGGAGUCGGAGCAAGAGGGACGGCCUGCUUUCGGCAUCGCGUUCGUGGAUACCGCUACCGCUCAAUUCUUCUUGACUGGUUUCGAGGAUGAUGUCGAGAUGACGAAGUUUGAAACGCUCAUCGCGCAGAUAAGGCCUCGUGAAGUCUUGCUUGAGAAGUCCUGUUCAUCCACGAAAGCAUUGAGGAUCUUAAAAAACAGCACUGGGCCAAACACGUCAAUAGUAUCCUUGAAGGCUGGUAAAGAGUUCUGGACAGCGGACACCGCAUGCAGAGAGAUGGAUGCUGCUCGAUACUUCGUGAAUGAUGAUGGAGACAACAUCGAAGCUUGGCCAGAACCUUUGCGGCAGGCCCGAGAGGAACAUGAGUCUGUGAUGUCUGCGUUCGGUGCAUUGGUUCAAUAUCUACGGACUCUGCAGAUUGAGCGUGAUCUUGUGACCCUGGGCAACGUAUCUUGGUAUGAUCCCAUCAGAAGUGCGGGCACCCUUAUCCUGGACGGAAAGACCUUGAUCAAUCUCGAGAUUUUCGCGAAUUCGUUUGACGGCAGUUCGGAGGGCACCUUGUUCAGUCUCUUGAAUCGAUGCAUCACUCCAUUUGGAAAGCGAACGUUCAAACAAUGGGUAUGCCACCCUCUUAUGGACGCAUCAAAGAUCAACGCACGCCUCGAUGCUGUUGAGUCUCUCAAUGCAGAUACUACCCUUCGGGAUCAAUUUACUUCCCAGCUCUCGAAACUGCCUGAUCUUGAACGAACAAUAUCUCGCAUUCACGCCGGUGUAUGCAAGGCUCAAGAAUUUGUGCGAGUCCUUGAUGGCUUCGAGCAGAUCGAUUAUACAAUGGGCGUCUUGCGUAAUAUGGGCUCGGGCGACGGGAUCAUCGGUCAAUUGGUUACGAGCAUGCCAAACAUGAGAGAACUCCUCAAGUAUUGGAAUAAUGCCUUUGACCAGGAUAAAGCAAAAGAAGCAGGCCUACUUAUUCCCGAGCGCGGCGUCGAAGAGGACUUCGACGCGAGCCAAGAGGACCAAGGCGCCCGAUAG